ACAGACCCUGCAGGGGACAGAGUCCCGACCGGGAGACUUCCACACAGGUGGCGGCGGACGGCGGCUGUCGCGGGGUCGAUGCAGGUUUGAUUCGCUCGGUAACCGGAGCAGCGAGCCGCCGGAGGCCGGAGGCCGGAGCCCGGAGCCCGGAGCCCCGUCUCCCGCGAUGCUCUGAGCCUGUUAUGAAGGAACGAUGGAAGACAGCGAUGCGGAGGACAACGUGGAGACACCUGAGCUGCCCGUGGAGAUCAUCGUUUACAUCCUGAGUUUUCUCCACGCCGCAGACAGGAAGGAGGCCUCGCUGGUCUGCCGCAGCUGGUACUACGCCAGCCAGGACCUGCGCUUCCAGAAGAACGCCGUCUUCUGCUUCCCGGCCUCGGCCUCGUCUCUGGAGCUGGUUCGCAGCCUGAGCAGCAAGUCGCGCUGCAGCCUCGUCAUCAGCCAGCUGGAUGGCUUCAGUAUUUCCCGAUCGUUGCUUUUGGAGGUGGGUGUGUGUCUGGGCCCUAAACUGGAGAGCCUGGCCCUCCCCGGCAGCAGCCUGACGGAGGCGUCGCUGCUGAGCCUCCUCCCUCGCCUCACCUCGCUGCGCAGGCUGGACCUCCGGGGCCUGGACAGCCUCUUCAUGUCCGGAGCCUUCCUGUCCCGGGAGGAGCACAGGCAGCAGGUCAGGUCGGCUCUGUGCAGCCUGGAGGAGCUGGACCUGUCCGACCUGCGCUACCUCUCCGACCUCACCUUCAACCGGCUCACCGGCUGCACGCCGCGCCUCCGCCGCCUCUCGCUGUCCGGCUGCCAUAUCGCUUUCGAGUUCGACCCCUACCGAGGCUGCCCGGUGGGGGCCGUCCAGGACUCCUCGGCGCUGCUGUCGCUCAGGAACCUGAGACGGCUGCUGGCGGAGCAGAAAUCCACCCUGGUGGCUCUGGACCUCAGCAGGACCUCCAUCACCCCCGAGUCGCUGCGGACUAUUGCUCAGGUCCCGGGUUUGGUGCUGGAGGAGCUGCUCCUGCAGGGCUGUAAGGAGCUGAGCGACUACUCGGUGGAGGUUCUGGUGAAGCAUCAGCCGGGCCUGCACACGCUGGACAUCAGCGGCUGCACCGAGCUGACCAGCAGGUCUGUGGAGGCCAUCGCGCGAGGCCUGAAGUCCCUGACGCACCUCUUCCUGUCCCGGGACUGGAGGAUCACUGAAAAAGGCCUGGCCGACCUGCUCUCGGUCUCGUCUCUGAGGACUCUGGAUCUAUCCGAGUGUUUACACAUCAAUGGCACGGAGAUCGUGAAAGGCCUGAAGGCGUCCGGCACGGCCAGAGCCCGACUGGAGGCUCUCAACCUGAAGAGCUGCACCUACAUUCAAGAUCUGGCCGUCUUCUCCCUCACUCAGCUCCUCGCCGACUCUCUCCGGGAGCUGGAUCUGACCUCCUGCCUCAACGUGACGGACGUGUCGGUGCGCGCCGUCGCCACCUACCUGCAGAAGCUGGUGGUGCUGCGGCUGGCCUGGUGCAAAGAGGUGACGGACUGGGGUCUGCUGGGGAUGGUGCACACCGACGAGUGCGAGCCUGACGAGGAGCUGGGAGACAAAGGUCCCAAGUUCACCCGGACCUUCGGGAACAUGGGCUUCUUCAAGCCUCCUCGGAUGCCCUUCGAGGAGCGGCCCAAGCUGGUGACGCAGACCGACCUGGAGCAGUUCCAGCAGCAGGCCGGGGCCUCGCUGCUCGCUCUGGCCCGGCUGCAGGAGCUGGACCUGACCGGCUGCGCCAAACUGACCGACAGCAGCAUCACACAGGUGGUGCGUUUCCCGGACCUCCGCCGUCUGUCUCUGUCCAUGCUGCCGGAGAUCAGCGACGCCAGCCUGGCGACGGUGGCCUGGCGCUGCCGCGGCCUCACCAGCCUGGCGCUCAGCCACUGCCCGGGCGUCAGCGACCGAGGCGUGGCUCAGGCUGCGCAGCACCUCCAGCGACUGCAGCAUCUCUACCUCUCCGGCUGCGACAACAUCACGGACAGAUGCCUGUUCGUCCUGGUGCAGCACUGCAGGCGUCUGAAGACGCUCGACGUGUCAAGGUGCAAAAACAUCUCGCCAACAACAGUCGACCUCCUCCAAUCACAGCUGCCCUUCCUGGAAAGCGUCCACUGCAGACCGGUCAACGGGACGGACCUCCCGCUCUGAACAUUCCGGGUCAUUCCGAACCAAAGCCUGCUCUGUGAGUCCAGCUUUACGGACACUUUGUUUUUGCACUUGAACUGAAGGGAGCGCGGAGCGGCAGCGUGACGAAAACGACCCUCCAGCCUCUGUCCUGCGGGAGGCGGGGACCGGCGGGGACCGGCGGGGACCGGCGGGGACCGGCGGGGACCGGCGGGGACCGGCGGAGCCCCGGAGCAGGGAUGAAUGUAUUGUUUAUGUGGUGCAUCACCAUUUAGACUGCAGACUUAUUUGAAGGAAACAAAUAAUAAUUGAAUAUUUAGACUAUUAUAAUGUUAUGCACAAGCCAGAGUUCAGAGUUAAAGUUAACUCUUUAAAGUUUGUAUAGCAACUUUAUUGUGUAACAAUCUAUUUUUUGUUUUUUUUUUGUUUUUGUAAUUUACAUGGUAGGAAUUACCACAAAUGAUCACUAAUUGAGGAAACUAUCUCAAUGACAGCUUUUAUUUCUCACUAAUAUCUUCUUUUAAUGAAAGAACACCAGAAUUUCUUCAUCCAAAACAGAGAUGUCUAAACUUUGGUUUUUAUGAUGGGUAGAAAAUUGUGUUGUAGUUCAGAGUUAAGACUCUGGGUGGCGCUUGGACAGGUACAAUUCUGAACAAAAUGAGGCUCUUGAUGCAGUGAAGCCAGUUUGGAGCAGCAGCCAGCUGUACCUGUUCAGACAGGCAAUAAAAUGUAUUCCCACAGCCUAAAAGUCAAUAUUAGCUUUAUUCAGUUUGCGCAACCUCGCCUGUUUUGGGAAUGAGACCUGAAGAAAAUACAGUGUAAAAUGAAAGUCAAUAGGUUUUUGUUGCUGACUGAGUUUCUAAGCAGGUACAGCUGCCGCUCACUGCUGAAAACUUCCAACAAUCCUAUCUAUUGCGUUAUUAUUUUAAAUUAAGUUUUAAUCAACCUUUAAGGCAGAAGGAUCCUCAGGAUGAUGCUGAAGUUUGCUUUCAAGCAGGAGUGUCAACCUCACAUCUGAGCCUUUUGAUCCGUCUUGGCUUAGUAAAAUCAUAACUUGACGAAACCUUUUCUCCUCGGUGCAUUUCUAAGUUUUUCGCUGGAUUUCUUUCCAGAUUCGAGCCCCAAACUUGACCCAAUCAGAGACUAACGUUGGGGAAAAAAAAAACAUCUCACUUCUCAGUCUGCGUGAUUUCUGCAGCCUUCAGCUUCCACCUUUUCUAUUUGCAAGAA
Salarias fasciatus (jewelled blenny) is the source of this 3361-nucleotide messenger RNA. It is a transcript of the gene fbxl9, whose product is annotated as F-box and leucine rich repeat protein. The record is from RefSeq and is a predicted model, not a curated record. Lineage: Eukaryota; Metazoa; Chordata; Actinopteri; Blenniiformes; Blenniidae. Gene Ontology annotation, biological process: SCF-dependent proteasomal ubiquitin-dependent protein catabolic process. The coding region runs from base 194 to 2155 and encodes 653 amino acids. Gene Ontology annotation, molecular function: protein binding. Gene Ontology annotation, cellular component: SCF ubiquitin ligase complex. The transcript has 11 exons.